AUUUCGCUUGGAAUAGUCGACGUUGUUGCCUUUUACAUUAGCUCGAAGGCAAGACAAGUUCUAUUGACGGUAUUCGGUGGAGUUACGUUCGGUGAACUUACUGUCAUUGCCAUAUUCAUCGUUGUUCAUACGCAGAGUGUUCGAUGGAAGAAAAGUACCGCAAGAAUUGCGGCAACACUCUCACAUAAAUAUCAGGUUUGGUCACGUUUCAAAGAUUGUUGA
Molecule: messenger RNA, 222 nt
Organism: Anisakis simplex (herring worm)
Lineage: Eukaryota; Metazoa; Nematoda; Chromadorea; Rhabditida; Anisakidae
Source: the annotation of a GenBank genome assembly